Messenger RNA from Saprolegnia parasitica CBS 223.65, 1191 nucleotides. RefSeq lists its product as hypothetical. Lineage: Eukaryota; Oomycota; Saprolegniomycetes; Saprolegniales; Saprolegniaceae. The annotation marks the transcript as partial. The transcript has a single exon. The record is from RefSeq and is a predicted model, not a curated record. Gene Ontology annotation, molecular function: ABC-type transporter activity; ATP hydrolysis activity; ATP binding.
AUGACGACAGCCGACUCAUUUCUCGCGCAGGGCUCGGACGCCUUCCAUGCGACCCUCGCAGCGCAGCUCGAAGCCGCCAUGGACAAGCCGAUGCCGCAGGUCGAGGUUCAGUUCCACAAUCUCUCGAUUUGUGCCGAAAUGGUUGUCGCGGCCAAGGACGGACCCGACCUUCCGACGCUUGUCAACGAGCUCAAGAAGGCGGUGCGUGGUCUCUUUGCGGCCAAGCGGUCGAUCCGGAAGGACGUGUUGCACCCGAUGACCGGCGUCUUCAAGCCGCGCACGACGACGCUCGUGCUUGGCCAGCCCGGCUCGGGCAAGUCGUCGCUCAUGAAGCUCUUGAGCGGCCAGUUUCUCAUGGCCAAGAACAUUUCUGUCGGCGGCCAAAUCACGUACAACGGCAUGGCCCUCGAAGUACUGCGAUCCAAAGUACCCCAGUUUGCGUCGUAUGUGCACCAGCGCGACUACCACUACGCGACGUUAACGGUCAAGGAGACCUUGGCCUUUGCUCACGCGUGCAGCGGCGGCGCGACCGUGCCACCGCACGUGGCUUCUGCGCUCACAAAAGGGUCGCCGAAUGCAGUCACGGCAGCGCAAUCCAUGCUAGCGUCGCUUUACGCGGUCUUUCCAGACGUCGUGACGCGUCAAAUGGGCCUCAAGAUCUGCCAAGACACGAUCGUCGGCAACGGCAUGCUCCGCGGUGUCUCGGGCGGCGAGCGCAAGCGCGUGACGGUCGGCGAGAUGGAGUUUGGCAUGAAGCAGGUGUCAUUCAUGGACGAGAUCAGCACGGGCUUGGACGCCGCGGCCACGUACGAUAUCGUCAAGGCGCAGAAAGGCAUGGCCGCGUCGCUCAAGAAGACGAUUGUGAUUGCGCUUUUGCAGCCAUCCCCCGAAGUCUACAACCUCUUUGACGACGUCCUCCUCCUCAACGAAGGCUACGUCAUGUACCAUGGUCCGCGCGCCACGUGCUUGGCGUAUUUCGAGUCGCUCGGCUUCAAGUGCCCGGCGCACCGUGACGUGGCAGAUUUCCUACUGGACCUCGGCACGCCGCAGCAGGACCAGUACCGCGUUGCGGCGGCGGAUCUGUCCGUCCCGCGUACCCCGAGCGAGUAUGCGGCGGUCUUUGAAGCGUCGGCCAUCUAUGCGAGCAUGUUGCAGUACGUCAACUCGACGGCGACAGAACGACGCUCUCGC